GAAAUGUGUUAACCUGCAGGAGUUCAAGUACGGUUACCUGGUGGUCACCCUCACCCCGGGCGCAACGUGAAUGGGUGUUCGGCUUCGUUCGCUCGGAUUUUACGCAGCGCAAGGCCAAGUGGGGGCAUGUCUCGACGGUGUGGUGUUUUUUGUUGUUGUUUCUUCGUUCACGUUCUCCACUUUUCCAAGAGUUUUGUUCAAAAUCGUGCAUAAAGUGAAGGUGUGUUUGUAAUUUUCAAUGCUACGGUGUAUUUUCCAGUUCUUGUGCGUGUUACAUUGAAUGUGGAUGGGACAAAAAUGGGAGAUAGAACCCGCAUAAAUCGUCUGCAAAACGCGCGUGGUUUCAAGGCCAAACGAUAAACAAAGCGCAGCUGACUACGAUUCGAGUGUGAGUGAGAAAACGCGCCGCUGAUUCAUCUGCACAGGGUGACUCAAGCAGUCCGAGUAUCUUCGGAGUUUUUGAAUCUAGUUUAGGGCUAGUUGGAUCUGCAGAAACCGAACGACCGACUGUAGCGUCCCCUAUCUACGGUCGCGCCACAUCUCGGAGAAUCUACUACAAUAAACUGGAAGCUGAUAAGAACGAUAACUAUCAGUGACCAUCAGGGAGACAGGCGUAGCAUGCGCAGCAUCAUCUUGAGGAGAUCCUACAAGCGAACAGUGGAAGUUAGUGCUGCCACUAGCCGUGCGGCCAACAGCAGAUCGAAUAAUUUUGCCGACCAUUUCCGACCUCGAAACAUACGGUGAUGGAUCUUGCAACGGUUAUGCCGGAUCCAGCCGUGGAUCCGGCCGGUAUCAGUCGCAACGAAGCGAAGCUGCUGGCGAUCGUGGCCCUUGGCGCUGGUAGUUUUGUUUGCGGUGUCCUACCCCUCUGCUGUUCGCAGCGGAACCGCGAACGCUAUCCACGGCUGCUUUCGUUUCUCCUGUGCUUCGGAGCGGGCGUCCUGUUGGCUACGGCCAUCGUGCAUAUGCUACCAGAGAUCCGUUCGGCGUUGCAGCAGUACGCGGAGAUCGUGUUCUGUGGAGGGUUCUUUCUUAUGUACACCAUCGACGAGGUGAUGGUGCUGUGUGGUGUUGGAGAGCACAAUCACGAGGGCGAGAGUAGUGCAGAGCAAGCGGUAGCAGUACGUCGAAGGAAUAGUCUUGACGCGGAAUCGGAUGCCGCCAGUACGACUAGCGGAGGCCGAGGGUACGGUUCGAAUGCCGAAACGGAAUCAUUGCUCAAGUUCCAGUCCAGGAGCAUAUCUGAAACGCAGCUGCCAAGGGACAGUGAGCCAUCAAUUGGUCCAUCCAACAGCAAUCGAUGCGCGGCUCCAAGAGGAUCGACUCAAGCUUCGAACGAGGUGCACCUCACCGGUGUCUUCGGGCUAUUGCUUGCACUCAGUCUGCACUCGCUUCUGGAAGGGCUAGCGAUCGGGGUACAGAACUCGCCCACCAAGGUUCUGCUCCUACUCGGUGCCGUUAGCGCGCACAAAUUCGUCGUCGGCUUUGCGCUCGGUGUGGAGUUGUGUACGCACGGAUCGCGCCAUCGCUGCUCACACGUGCUGCAGGUGCUCACGUUUUCGCUCGGAUCGGUGGCCGGCAUCGGCAUGGGCAUGGGGCUCGACGGUUUAAACGAAGCGUUGACCGAUGUGGUGAUGCCGAUUCUGCAGGGACUGGCCGGUGGUACAUUGCUUUAUGUCACCGUAAGCGAGGUUUUACCGCGCGAACGGCGCAAGCGAUCACGAAUCUCAGCAGGCAUUGGACCGCUGCAGUUGAUUGCUGUGCUGCUCGGGUUUUCGCUAAUGUCUGCCCUUAGCCUACUACUAACCGACGAGUGAAUCAUCAGUUUCAUAUCCAAAGCAACCGUAGCUGUGUGUACCUCCUAAUCUUAUUCGACGGAUAUUUUGGCAGCCAUGAAAACGAGCAAAAAAUCAAUAACUGUUCGGUGGGAACUGGAAUGGAAAGCCAAUGAGAACUGAUCUAAAGAUGCCAAAAGAAAUAGGAAUAUGCCCAAUCGUUUGCCUUAAUAUACAAAAACAACCCUACUCUCUGCCGAGGGUUAGCAUUUUUUAUAAUAAAAUACCAUAAACUAGU
Anopheles darlingi is the source of this 2073-nucleotide messenger RNA. It is a transcript of the gene Zip88E, whose product is annotated as zinc transporter ZIP3. Gene Ontology annotation, molecular function: zinc ion transmembrane transporter activity. The record is from RefSeq and is a predicted model, not a curated record. The transcript is spliced from 4 exons. Gene Ontology annotation, cellular component: plasma membrane. The coding region runs from base 744 to 1817 and encodes 357 amino acids. Gene Ontology annotation, biological process: zinc ion transmembrane transport. NCBI's taxonomy places the organism in Eukaryota, Metazoa, Arthropoda, Insecta, Diptera, Culicidae.